AUGUUCGCCGACGGCCUCUGGGCGGGCGUCGAGCUAGCGCGGCCCAUCGGCAAGAACGACGGCUCGGUCGGCGGCCGACGCUACUUCUUCUGCCAGCGCGGCCACGGCCUGUUCGCUCCCGCCGAGAUGGUGGAGCGGUUCGACCCUUCGCCGCCUGUGCCGACGGCGACGCCGGCUCCGGUGCCGACCGACGCGGGUGAGCGGCUGACCAACGUCAGCGACGGCGUCGACGACGAGCUGCUGCAGGACAUCGAGCUGGACGAGGUCUCGUUCGGCAUCCUCACGCCCGACCAGAUGGAGGUGGACACGCAGCUGAUGCUCCGCUCCGAAGACCUGAGCCGCUCGCUGGACAUGCUUGCCAGCCCGAGCGCUGUGCCACCCUCGCCCGCCGACCUGAACCACACGUUCGUUGUGGAGGCGGAGCAGGCGGCGGCACGGCGCGGCCGCGGCUCACCCGCCGGGGACGAGGCGCGCCUCGUGAGGAUGGCGUCCGACUCCGGCGGCGCGCUGAACAUCACGGUCACCCUCAAUACCGAGCCCGACUGGGAGGACGAGUUCGGCGAGCCUGAGGACCAGCCGCUGCUGGAGAAGCGGGCGUCGCAGGAGCGCGAGCAGCUGCCCGGGGAGGGCCGGGAGCCGGUCGAGCAGCCGCGGCCGGAGGGGCCCGAGGAGCAGCAGGAGGUGGCGGAUGGAAAGGAGCAGAGGAAGGACGCGACCGGGCCGGACCGCAAGUCGGUGGUGUUCAGCGAGCCCGAGACGCAGCGGCCAGACCCGGCCACCAGCUGCGCCAUCUCCACCACCAGCAUCGACGGCGGCUACCAGGGCGACAGCGAGUUUGACACAGGCACGCCAAGCGAGGACCCGGCGCGGCCGCCGCCCCGGCUGGACGUACUCACCGACUCGGACUUCUGCAGCGAGGGCGCCGCCGGCACCGAGAGCGAGGCCGAGCACCGGCUCACCGACGACAUGGAGUCAAGCGGCGUCUACUCGGACGCCGAGUCGCGCCGCUCGGCCGAGCCCGACCGCGAGCCGAUCGAGGCGAUCGCGGAGACGGAGGAGACCACGCUGUCGCCGGUGCUGGAGACUCCGGCCGAGGAGCAGUCGUCGCCGCAGCGCGCGCAGCCCAAGGGUCGCUGGGACGCGGUCAUGAGCCGCAUCGAGCAGAACAAGAACGAGGAAAAGACGCGGCCGCGGCGCGAGGUCAAGAGUCGGCUGUACGAGGGCGUGACGCCCGCGAAGGGCACGCAGAACGGCUCCCGACGCAGCCUCGUCAGCGACUGCUGCCGACACGGCUGGCCGCUGACGGACGCGCUGGUGCCGGUGGUGCUGACGUGA
Molecule: messenger RNA, 1335 nt
Organism: Pollicipes pollicipes
Lineage: Eukaryota; Metazoa; Arthropoda; Thecostraca; Pollicipedomorpha; Pollicipedidae
Product: protein piccolo
Exons: 8
Coding region: 1-1335 (444 amino acids)
Source: RefSeq, a predicted model, not a curated record